This is a messenger RNA of Dibothriocephalus latus, 510 nucleotides long. Lineage: Eukaryota; Metazoa; Platyhelminthes; Cestoda; Diphyllobothriidea; Diphyllobothriidae. The record is from the annotation of a GenBank genome assembly.
UUGGCAACGUUCCUUGACCCUUCAUGCUAUCCCUUCCCCCCUAUUAGGGUGUUUAUUAUUGAUCCGUCCACUGGAGACUGGCGUGUCCUAGCCGAAGGCCUUUACUUCGCCAACGGUGUCCAACUUCACAAAGACCAAAAGUAUGUGCUUGUCUCCGAGACCGGCAUGGCACGCGUACUUCGUAUCUCUCUCACCAAUGGCACUGAACGUACAGUCUUCGCGGACAGUCUGCCCGGCUUGCCAGACAAUGUGAACCGAUCGCCUCGGGGCGGUUACUGGGUCUCCCUAGCAAUUCCGCGUUACCAGGGUUCGCCGAGCUUAAUGGAUAUACUGGCGAACUGGCCCGCAGUGCGCAGAUUCUUGUACACGGUAAGGUUUGAAAGUUUAAUCCGAAGUUUGCGAUCAGUUGUUUAUCAUCUCGACGUGCGCCAGCAUUUGCCCCGUCUUCGGUUUCUGCUUCUUCUUAAGGCGUUAACAUUGUUUUCUGAUUUGUACCUUUUUCAAUUCUAA